UUAUUUGGCGGCUUUUGAUACUUUACUCGAGUCAAAAUUUCAARCUAAAAUUGGGCGUAUUUUCUGAUUAAUACUUGGUUGGUAAUAGCAAGAAACAAAUCGAUACGUUAUUUUGAUUGUUAUUGACUAUAAAUGUGCACUUAAAUUGAACUAUAAAUACGUUCUUCAAGGGACGGGUAGAUUUUAAAAAUUGUCACGCUGACAGUAAUAUAGACUUUGUUUAUUGGUUCUAACAGGGAACAUAAGAAAGCCGCUUUAAAAAAAAGAUGCUUCGUUCAAUGAAUGUCAAGACCCUGAACCCUCACAUCAUAUGUGUGUUGUGUGGAGGCUACCUUGUGGAUGCUACUACUAUCAUCGAGUGUUUACAUUCAUUUUGUAGAAGUUGCAUCAUUUGCUGGUUGGAGAAGAGCUACAAAUGUCCCGUAUGUGAGACAGAAAUCCACAAAACAAGACCUUAUCUUAACAUACGUCCCGAUCGUGUUUUACAAGAUAUUGUCUACAAACUUGUGCCAGGUCUUUACGAUAACGAACUGCGUCGACGAAAAGACUUCGAUACAGGYGUAGAAGAGGAGGGAAAAGAUGAGAGCCAUGACAAACCUAACAAGAAAGACGACAUAGAGGACCCUGUUUGCGUGACCCUAGAGUAUUAUGGACGCAAAAGAUUUUGGCAAGAAAAAACGGUUUUCCCAACUCGAUAUCUACGAUGUUCUUCACAACUACCAGUCAACGUUCUCAAGAAAUUUGUGUCAAUGAAGUUUGGGAUCCCUGAUACACACUUUGUCGAGAUUAUUCGAAGUGAUGAGAUAUUGAGUGAUCACUUAUCACUAAGAGAACUAUGGCGGGUUUAUGGCUUACAUAACAAGUCUUUCAUCGAUCUUCAGUACAUAAUCAUCGACAAGAAACUAGAUAUUGUCAUCGCACACCAAGGGCUAGACGAACCCAAGUUUAAAAAGAUCGUUAAAAAGAGAAAACGAAAAAGAAAAUCAUCGCUUGUUGGAAGCACCGACGGCUCAGGACUGACACCAAUCAAACGAAAACGACGAAAACGYGUAGCAAUGGUGGCAAAACGACAUACAAAGCUGGCCACGACUCACGAAGGCACUGUACAAGAGACUGCUAAUGGAGAGAAGUUGCCGGAACAAGUUGCGGAACAAACUCUCGACUUGUCUGUGAACAAUGUUACUCCUUCAGUAGAAAACAACAAAAUUGAAGAACAUUUACAACAAAAUUCCUCAAUUCCUCAUGAUAAAAAGAUUGAAAAUGACAUUUGUGUGAACAAAUACGCAUGUCCUGCCACACCGGAGAGUGACGCUGACCACACUGACGACUAUGGCUCUUUGACAACACUUCCUCCCGAAACGACAAAACCAGCGGCAGACAUUGUUCCAUCCARCUAGUUUAUAGAUUGUAUAGAUUGAAGAUGAUGUAUAUAGUUAUGUAAAAAUCAAUGUUUGUGUUGAUGUGAGAUUGUUGUUUCSGUGAGAGCACAAGUAUUACAUAUUCAAAAAGGGUUUGAUUAUAAAACAGGCAAUGCGCAUGGUCAAAUAUCAUUGGCCAGCGGUCAGGGAAGAAUCAACAUUUUUAGUCUUUUGGACAUAGCAAAACUGCGAGCACUUAAAAUGUGUCUGGAAUUUAUAUAGAAGUGUGAAGUCCAUUGGUCUUUAUGCACUUUUCAUGAAAUUGCGGCUGGCAUCACUACAAACAUUCAAGACAUAUUUUAGGAGUUCACGAUUUAAUUCAAUGAUCGCAUCAGUAAUAAUUAAUGAAACCUCCGUUGAAAACUACGCUUUUUUGAUGUCAACUUCUAUAUAGAUAAUAAUAAAACAUGGACA
Molecule: messenger RNA, 1832 nt
Organism: Exaiptasia diaphana
Lineage: Eukaryota; Metazoa; Cnidaria; Anthozoa; Actiniaria; Aiptasiidae
Product: polycomb complex protein BMI-1-A
Exons: 9
Coding region: 267-1397 (376 amino acids)
Biological process (GO): negative regulation of transcription by RNA polymerase II
Cellular component (GO): PRC1 complex
Molecular function (GO): promoter-specific chromatin binding
Source: RefSeq, a predicted model, not a curated record